Molecule: messenger RNA, 895 nt
Organism: Cololabis saira (Pacific saury)
Lineage: Eukaryota; Metazoa; Chordata; Actinopteri; Beloniformes; Belonidae
Gene: commd7
Product: COMM domain containing 7
Exons: 9
Coding region: 62-658 (198 amino acids)
Biological process (GO): negative regulation of DNA-templated transcription; tumor necrosis factor-mediated signaling pathway
Molecular function (GO): NF-kappaB binding
Source: RefSeq, a predicted model, not a curated record
GCAUUCCUCAACGCGGAACCUGACUGUAAACAUCUGAGUUUCCAGAUUAAAACUUCUAAAAAUGCAGCUUCACUUCAUUAAAGAUGUACCGGACUCUGUCGGCACCGACUUUCAAAAUCUGAACAAGUUCAAUGACCAGCAAUUUCACAGUCUUAUUGAAAUUCUGUUCCAGUUCCUCCUGGAGCCUAAAGAGACGGAGAGAUUCAUGCAGCAGCUCACUGAGUUUGCAGGCGAGCACGGGAUGAGUGCCGGGCCCCUGAGAAACCUGAUGAAGAGUGUCCUCCUGGUGCCACAGGGAGCCCUGAAGAAAAAUCUGACAGCUGAGCAGAUCAAAGAAGACCUCGUGGCAUUAGGUCUGAAUGAAGACAGAGCAGCUCACUUUUCACAGCAGUGGGGGGAGCACUCUGUGGUUCUGUCCAGACGUGCUCUUGGCCAGACUCUGAUGGUCAACCAGCUGGUCGACAUGGAGUGGAAGUUUGGAGUGACUGUUGGCACCAGUGAAAUCCACAAAGUGGGGAACAUCUUUCUGCAGCUGAAACUGGUGGUCCGAAAGGGCAAUUCCACUGAAAACGUCUACAUGGAACUGACGCUGCCUCAGUUUUACAACUUCCUGCACGAGAUGGAGAGAGCGAAGGCCAGCUUGGAGUGUUUUAGCUGAUUUUGCACGUGUUUUUGUGUGUGUUUGCGUGUGAGUGAGUGAGACAUCCUGUCGGGCUCUAGCUCCAGGGAGCCGUGUUGUGCUCUGUGCGUUAACUCAUUUGAUGUGUUUGUGCAUCCUCCACAGUGACGGAAGAUAAACAAACGGACCAAAACAAAAACUGUCAGAGCUGAAUGUACCGUUGUAUAAGCAUUGUUUUUUUUUCUCUGUACAUAUUUGUGUGAAUAAAAAAGUAAA